Octodon degus (degu) is the source of this 4815-nucleotide messenger RNA. RefSeq names its product enhancer of mRNA decapping 4 (gene Edc4). The transcript has 29 exons. Gene Ontology annotation, biological process: deadenylation-independent decapping of nuclear-transcribed mRNA. Gene Ontology annotation, cellular component: P-body. Gene Ontology annotation, molecular function: protein binding. The record is from RefSeq and is a predicted model, not a curated record. The coding region runs from base 241 to 4452 and encodes 1403 amino acids. Lineage: Eukaryota; Metazoa; Chordata; Mammalia; Rodentia; Octodontidae.
UUUCUUCUCGGGCCUUGGCAGUUUCCGGGAGUGCAGGCUCAUGGGAGCCGGAAGUGGAGGCGGUUGGUGGGGUUGGCCGGGCUCAGGGACGCGGUACAAGCUGUAGUUUUCUAUCAGUCUGUGGCUACUGUGUAGUGACCUGCGUCCUGGUCUCUGGGGGGUCGCGGCUGGGUGUGGCUGGGGGAAGCGCCGCAGCAGCGGAAGGAAAGCAGUGUGGGCGAGGCACCCGCAGCAGAGCUCAUGGCCUCCUGCGCUAGCAUCGACAUCGAGGACGCCACGCAGCACCUGCGGGACAUCCUCAAGCUGGACCGGCCCGCGGGGGGCUCCAGUGCUGAGAGUCGGCGGCAAUCCAGUGCCUACAACGGGGACCUCAAUGGGCUCUUGGUCCCAGACCCCCUCUGUUCAGGUGAUGGUAUCUCAGCGAACAAGUCUGGUCUUCGGGCCAUGCCACCAAUUAACCUACAGGAAAAGCAGGUCAUCUGCCUGCCUGGAGAUGACAGCUCCACUUGCAUUGGCAUUUUGGCCAAGGAGGUAGAGAUUGUGGCCAGCAGUGACUCCAGCAUUUCAAGCAAGGCUCGGGGAAGCAAUAAGGUAAAAAUCCAGCCUGUUGCCAAGUAUGACUGGGAACAGAAGUACUACUAUGGCAACCUGAUUGCCGUAUCUAACUCCUUCUUGGCAUAUGCUAUUCGAGCUGCCAAUAAUGGCUCUGCAAUGGUGCGAGUGAUCAGUGUCAGCACUUCAGAACGGAUCCUGCUCAAGGGCUUCACUGGGAGUGUGGCUGAUCUGGCCUUUGCACACCUCAACUCUCCACAGCUGGCCUGCUUAGAUGAGGCAGGCAACCUGUUUGUGUGGCGUUUGGCUCUGGUUAAUGGCAAAAUUCAAGAAGAAAUCUUAGUUCAUAUCCGGCAGCCAGAAGGCUCACCACUAAACCACUUCCGAAGGAUUAUUUGGUGCCCCUUCAUUGCUGAGGAAAGUGAGGAGUGCUGUGAGGAAAGCAGCCCAACUGUGGCUCUGUUGCAUGAAGACCGGGCUGAGGUCUGGGACCUGGAUAUGCUCCGUUCUAACCACAGCACUUGGCCUGUGGAUGUCAGCCAAGUCAAACAGGGCUUCAUUGUGGUAAAAGGCCAUAGCACGUGCCUAAGUGAAGGAGCCCUCUCUCCUGAUGGAACUGUCCUGGCUACUGCAAGCCAUGAUGGCUAUGUCAAGUUCUGGCAGAUCUACAUUGAGGGGCAAGAUGAGCCAAGGUGUCUACAUGAGUGGAAGCCUCAUGAUGGACGGCCCCUUUCUUGUCUUCUGUUCUGUGACAACCAUAAGAAACAGGACCCUGAGGUCCCUUUCUGGAGGUUCCUCAUUACUGGCGCUGACCAGAAUCGUGAGCUGAAGAUGUGGUGCACCGUAUCUUGGACCUGCCUGCAGACCAUUCGCUUCUCCCCAGAUAUCUUCAGCUCAGUUAGUGUCCCCCCCAGCCUCAAGGUUUGCUUGGAUCUCUCAGCAGAAUACCUCAUUCUCAGUGAUGUACAACGGAAGGUCCUCUAUGUGAUGGAGCUGCUGCAGAACCAGGAAGAAGGCCGUGCCUGCUUCAGCUCCAUCUCAGAGUUCCUGCUCACUCAUCCUGUGUUAAGCUUUGGGAUCCAGGUUGUGAGUCGCUGCAGGCUGAGGCACACUGAGGUGCUGCCUGCCGAGGAGGAGAAUGACAGCCUGGGGGCUGAGGGUUCCCAUGGAACUGGUGCCAUGGAGUCUGCAGCCGGCGUGCUCAUCAAACUCUUCUGUGUGCAUACUAAGGCACUUCAAGAUGUUCAAAUCCGAUUCCAGCCACAGCUGAACCCUGAUGUGGUGGCUCCACUCCCUACUCACACUGCCCGUGAGGACUUUGCCUUUGGAGAGUCUCGGCCUGAACUGGGUUCUGAAGCCCUGGGGUCAACCACGCAUGGCUCCCAGCCUGACCUCCGACGAAUUGUGGAGCUCCCUGCACCUGCUGAUUUCCUGAGCCUUAGCAGUGAGACCAAGCCCAAGUUGAUGACCCCUGAUGCCUUCAUGACUCCCACUGCCUCUCUGCAGCAGAUCACUGCAUCCCCUAGCAGCAGUAGCAACAGCAGCAAUAGUAGCAGCAGCAGCAGCAGCAGCAGCAGCUCUCUUACAGCUGUGUCUGCCAUGAGCAGCACCUCAAAUGUGGACCCCCCCUUGCCCAGACCACCUGAAGAGCUGACCUUGAGCCCAAAGCUACAGAUGGAUGGAGGUCUGACAAUGAGCAGCAGCAGCAGCCUGCAGGGAAGCCCACGCAGCCUUCUUCCCAGCUUGGUCCCAGGUCCAGCUGAUAAAUUGACUUCUAAGGGGUCUGGACAGGUAUCUACUGCUGCCUCUGCACUGUCCCUGGAGCUGCAAGAAGUAGAGCCUCUGGGGCUCCCUCAGGCCUCCCCCAGUCGCACCCGUUCCCCUGAUGUUAUUUCCUCAGCUUCCACUGCCCUGUCCCAGGACAUCCCUGAGAUUGCAUCUGAGGCCCUGUCCCGUGGCUUUGGUUCAUCUGCUCCUGAGGGCCUUGAAUCAGACAGUAUGGCCUCAGCUGCCUCAGCAUUACAUCUGCUUUCUCCACGGCCCCGGGCAGGGCCUGAGCUUGGCCCUCAGCUUAGCCUGGAUGUUAGCUCUGGGGAUGGGGAUCGCCAUAGUACCCCCUCCCUCUUGGAGGCAGCCUUGACCCAGGAGGCUGCAACCUCUGAUAGUCAGGUCUGGCCUACAGCACCUGACAUUACUCGUGAGACCUGUAGCACCCUGGCAGAGAGCCCCAGGAAUGGCCUCCAGGAAAAGCACAAAAGCUUGGCCUUCCACCGACCACCUUAUCAUCUGCUGCAACAGCAUGACAGCCAGGACACUAGUGCUGAACAAAGUGACCAUGAUGAUGAGGUGGCCAGCCUUGCUUCUGCCUCAGCAGGCUUUGGAACCAAAAUCCCCACUCCCCGGGUGCCUGCUAAGGACUGGAAGUCCAAGGGAUCUCCUCGUUCUUCACCCAAGCUCAAACGGAAAAACAAGAAGGAUGAUGGGGAUUUAGCUGUGGGAUCCCGGCUCACAGAGCACCAGGUGUCAGAGCCCACUGAGGACUGGCCAGCACUAAUUUGGCAGCAGCAGAGAGAGCUGGCAGAGCUACGGCACAGCCAAGAAGAGCUACUACAGCGUUUGUGUAACCAACUUGAAAGCCUGCAGAGCACGGUCACAGGCCAUGUAGAACGUGCCCUUGAGACACGGCACGAGCAGGAACAGAGGCGGCUGGAGCGGGCACUGGCUGAGGGACAGCAGUGGGGUGGACAGUUACAAGAGCAGCUUACACAGCAGCUGUCUCAAGCACUAUCUUCAGCUGUAGCUGGGCGGCUAGAGCGCAGCUUACGGGAUGAGAUCAAGAAGACGGUUCCUCCAUGUGUCUCCAGGAGCUUGGAGCCUGUGGCCAACCAGUUAAACAAUUCAGUGGCUACCAAGCUCACAGCUGUGGAGGGCAGUAUGAAAGAGAACAUCUCUAAGCUGCUCAAGUCCAAGAACUUGACAGAUGCUAUUGCCCGAGCUGCUGCAGACACAUUGCAGGGGCCAAUGCAAGCUGCCUACCGUGAAGCCUUUCAGAGUGUGGUGCUGCCAGCCUUCGAGAAAAGCUGUCAGGCCAUGUUCCAGCAGAUUAAUGAUAGCUUUCGGCUAGGCACACAGGAAUACUUACAGCAGCUAGAGAGCCACAUGAAGAGCCGGAAGGUACGGGAACAGGAGGCCAGGGAACCUGUGCUGGCCCAGCUUCGAGGCCUGGUUAGCACACUCCAGAGUGCCACAGAGCAGAUGGCGGCCACUGUGUCUAGCAGUGUUCGGGCUGAGGUGCAGCACCAGUUGCACGUAGCUGUGGGCAGCCUGCAGGAGUCAAUUCUAGCACAGGUACAGCGCAUCGUUAAGGGUGAAGUGAGUGUUGCACUCAAGGAGCAGCAGGCUGCCGUCACCUCCAGCAUCAUGCAGGCCAUGCGCUCUGCUGCAGGCACACCUGUCCCCUCUUCUCACCUUGACUGCCAUGCCCAGCAAGCUCAUAUCCUGCAACUGCUACAACAGGGCCACCUAAAUCAGGCCUUCCAGCAGGCACUGACUGCUGCUGACCUGAACCUGGUGCUGUAUGUGUGUGAAACUGUGGACCCAGCCCAGGUUUUUGGGCAGCCACCCUGCCCACUCUCCCAGCCUGUGCUCCUUUCCCUCAUCCAGCAGUUGGCAUCUGACCUUGGCACUAGAACUGACCUGAAGCUCAGCUACCUGGAAGAGGCUGUGAUGCACCUGGACCACAGCGACCCCAUCACUCGCGACCAUAUGAGCUCAGUCAUGGCCCAAGUUCGACAGAAACUCUUCCAGUUCCUGCAGGCUGAGCCACACAACUCGCUUGGGAAAGCAGCCCGACGUCUCAGCUUGAUGCUACAUGGCCUUGUGACCCCCAGCCUCUCUUAGCAGCUAAGCCUGCCUUGUGCAGGGGUGGGGUGACGCUAAAGGCCAGCAGACAGGCCUAGGCCAAGGUGGGGUUGUGUCUGCUAUUUACCUGCUCAGGCCUCCACCUAAGGUGUUUAGGGGUGGGGGACAGGAUGCAGUGGCUGUGGUCUAUGGAUUGUGGUAGCCACCAGGGUUAGGCUGGGCCCACGACAGGUACUGUGCCUUCUUGGGUUCUGCCGUGCCUGGAGCAUGACCCCGAGAUUGUAACACCACUUGAGUUUUCUGUGUUCCUUUUUACCUCCGAUUUGGAUUUUUUUGUUUUUGAAAAACAUUGAGAAUUCAAUUACAUGUUUUUUGAAUAAAAUGGAGUAUGUGUAUGAGUUU